This is a messenger RNA of Nicotiana attenuata, 1699 nucleotides long. RefSeq lists its product as uncharacterized. Bases 206 to 1234 code for a protein of 342 amino acids. Lineage: Eukaryota; Viridiplantae; Streptophyta; Magnoliopsida; Solanales; Solanaceae. The transcript is spliced from 6 exons. The record is from RefSeq and is a predicted model, not a curated record.
UGAUAUAUCCAAAACACUUGUACUAUUCAUUCAAUCAAAUAUUCGUAUCUAAAAGCUCCUCCUAUAGGGCCACAUUUCCCACUAUUUCUCCUUCUUCUGAAAAAUAGACUAGCACAAAAGACUGCUAAUUCAAUAGCUUCCACCUCUUUCUCCACUUUCCUUCUUCUUUCUCAACAUUUUCCCUUUUGAUUUUGGCUCAAGUACAAUGGCUGAAGAAAUCUGUUUCUUUACAAAGGAUGCUCUUAUCAUAAAACCUCCCAAGAAAUCUCCAGCAUUGUUGAGGAUGAUUGUUGUAGUGUUUGCAAUGGUUUGCGGUGUUUAUAUCUGUUCAACCUGUCUUAAGCAAACUAACACCGAGACAACGAGCAAAUUCGUGAACAUUGAAGUUGUAGAAAGACCGUGUCAUGAAUAUGACACGGACCGAUCCCAGAUUCCAUACUUGCAUUAUCCUAAACCGAAAACCUUUAACAGGGCUGAAUGUGGCUGUAAUCCUGUACGGCUGUUUGCUGUUCUGUCAACGCAGAGGUCUGGGAGUGGAUGGUUUGAGACACUAUUAAAUAGUCAUAUUAAUAUAAGCUCCAAUGGUGAAAUUUUCUCCGUCAAAGGGCGGAGAGAAAAUUCCUCCUCCAUCUUGAGGACAUUGGACAGUGUUUACAAUUUGGACUUGUUUACCAGUGCUUCCAAGAAUCACUGUUCAGCUGCAGUAGGCUUCAAGUGGAUGCUUAAUCAGGGGCUGAUCCAACACCAUAAGGAGAUUGUUGAGUACUUCAACAACGAAGGCGUUUCCGUGAUAUUUCUUUUUAGAAGGAAUCUGCUGCGUCGUAUGGUUUCCAUGAUUGCAAAUUCCUAUGAUCGAUACGCCAAACUCUUGAACGGAACACACAAGUCUCAUGUGCACUCACAUGAAGAGGCUUCUACUCUCGCGAAGUAUAAACCAGAAAUCAAUACAACAUUACUGAUCACAGAUUUGAAGAAAAUGGAAGUGGCAGCCACUGAGGCAUUGGAGUACUUCAAUAGCACUCGGCACCUAACUCUAUAUUACGAAGAUCUUAUCAGAAAUCAGACUAAACUGGGAGAUGUACUAGAUUUUCUAAAAUUGCCGCAAAUGAAUUUAAGUAGCCGUCAAGUUAAGAUACAUAGUGGACCUUUACGGGAGCAUAUCAAGAAUUGGGAUGAUGUGAACAAGACAUUGAGCGGAACAACAUACGAGAGUUUCCUUCGAUCUGACUGUUAAAUUUCCACCUUCAUUGAUUGAUGAAGGAGGUGUAGAUAUCAACCUGGAAAUCUAUCUUACUGCAUUACAACAGCAACUGCUACGCCUGAAAACCAAACAGAUUGAGGCCGGCAAUGUGAGCAAGCUCACAUAGGGGUAAGGUCUGCGUACACAUUACCCUCCCCAGAUCCCACUGGGUGGGAUUCUACUGGGUUGUUGUUGUUGUUGUUGUAAUGUGAGCAAGCUCACAUAGACGGUGCAUUGGUCGAUGUAAAUCAACAGAAAUCCAGCUUAGCCCCACAUUUUUCCAAAUUGCAAGUGUAAUUAAGCUGAGUGUCCCCCCCCCACCCCCCCCCCCUUUUUUUUUUCCUUUCAUUUUUCUUUGUAACUUUUCAAUGUUCUUGGUUUCUGUAACUUAACUAGGAAAUGAUUAAAUCUGCAAAUUAAUGCAGGUGGUGAGAGGUUAUCUAUUUUUCCAAUUAUUCA